Molecule: messenger RNA, 747 nt
Organism: Nicotiana attenuata
Lineage: Eukaryota; Viridiplantae; Streptophyta; Magnoliopsida; Solanales; Solanaceae
Product: replication protein A 70 kDa DNA-binding subunit A-like
Exons: 7
Coding region: 1-747 (248 amino acids)
Biological process (GO): DNA recombination; DNA replication; DNA repair
Cellular component (GO): nucleus
Molecular function (GO): DNA binding
Source: RefSeq, a predicted model, not a curated record
AUGUUUUUUUCAAUUUUAACAAAGAUAUGGAUUAAUCCUACGCUACCGCAAUCUACUGAGUUUAAAUCCAGAUUCCUGGCAGUACGUCAAUCAAACUUUGAGCGGAUCACCCAAACAAGUUCACAGCAAAGUUACUCUGUUAGAGAUGAGUUAGACAAAGGAAUUGUACUGUUUAAAACUAUUAGGGAUUUAGUUCAGUGUACGGAGGAAUGUAGCUAUUGGAUUACGGCAAAAUUGGUGAAUUUGGAACUUGACCGGGGAUGGUCAUACUUGGCAUGCAACAAGUGUACUAGAAAGGUUGACAAAGUUGGUACUACAUACUUUUGUAAGAAAUGCAAUGAAGAAGCAUCUUCUAUUACUCACAGGUAUAGGCUUCAAGUUCGUGUUAUGGAUGGAACCGUUUUUAUCUUAUUAUUGCUUUGGAAUCGCGAUGCUAUGCAGCUUAUAGGGAAGUCCGCAAAAGAACUUAAGGAAGGAUUAGUUGAGACCUCAAUUGCGGAUGCUGAUUGUUCUUAUCCAACUGAACUGGACGAUAUUGUUUAUAAAAAAUUCAUGUUCAAGGUUAUUGUUAAGAAAGAGAAUAUUGAGUCACAGGUCGAAAUCUACAAUGAUUUUAAGAUUAUUGAUGAUGAUGAACUUCUGGAGGAAUACGACAAAUUCGACGACACUAUCACAUUUUUUGAUGGACAAAGCUCAAGUGGAGAGAAGAUUUUCGAGGUAAAUUUCAUGAAAUUAAAACUUUUAUAA